Caenorhabditis angaria is the source of this 3228-nucleotide messenger RNA. The record is from the annotation of a GenBank genome assembly. NCBI's taxonomy places the organism in Eukaryota, Metazoa, Nematoda, Chromadorea, Rhabditida, Rhabditidae.
AUGUCGGUGGAUGGUCGGAGACAUUCAUCAAAAGAUACACGAAGUUGUAUUGGAGGAUAUAGAUAUGACCCGAAUCCGACUAAAAAACAAAUGCGACCACGAUAUGCACAAUCUGAUAUUGGUGAACCUUUUAUUCCACGAUUUUCGGCGAUUGCUAGUGAGGUAAGGAUUUUUGGGUUUUUUUUUAGAAUUGAGCCAAUGAAUUUUGAACUGAAAAAUAUAUAAGAUUUUUGAAAUAACAUUGCCAAAACUAUUUUUACCAUAAAAAUUACUUGAAACAUAUAAUCCUAAAAAAUCAUUUAAUUUUUCAAGACUGAAAUAAUUCAUACCUGUUUGAAGCUGGAAUACUGUGUCCAGAAUGAAGUGAAUUUUCAAGAUGUGCUUUGAAGUUCUGAAAUUUUUUUCUGAAAAACUUAUUCUCAGGCUCUUAAAAUUAUUGAACUCUGGAAUCUUUGGCAGCAUUUUUCCGCAGACACAGUUCUGCUGAAUAUUAUCUGAAAAUGAAGGUUCAGUCCGUAAAUCAGUGGCCUAAAUUCAUCGUAGUUAGCCGAAAUAUUUUUCAAAAUUCUGCGAACUUCGGUGUGCAAAUUUCAGCAUAUUUUUCCAUUUCAGAUCUAUAUAUUCUUAAAAACAUGCAUUAUUUUUUUCUAAAUAUUGCGAAAUACUUUUUCGCCUUUGCCUUUCACAAAAAAUUGUCACCUUUCAAAAAAAAAAAGCACACACACAUAUGUUUUGUGACAUUCCCCAGACAAACUCCCAAAUCCAAUUUCUUCCGAAACAAAUUUAUCUCCACUUUUCAUUUCCCAGGGAAAACAACUUCUUCCACCAAACCACGACGAUUGGGCCGAUAAUACAACAGUGUUGACUGGCGUUACAGCCGAUUCGUUCACACCAGACGAGAAAAUCAUCUAUUCGCCGCCUUUGGGACGAGUUGUUGGACGAAGGUGAGUCAUUUUGGGGUUGGGUUUGGGAAUAAAAUGUUAGGCUAACUCAUCAAUGUGAUGAGUUAUUUUUUGAUGAUUGCUUCACUUGUUUGAUUGAUUGAUUGAUUGAUCGAAUGACAUUAAUGUAUAGUAGUUUUGAUUUUCAAAGAAGGUAUGCAUUUAUUCAAAUUUUAUUUUUCAAAUGUGAAAGAAGCUAGUCAACCAUGAAAAAUAAUGGGAUGAAUCUGAUGUGAGAAUUGGUAGCUAUGAGUUGUGAUAAGUCAAAAAUUUUGAUGAUAGAAACCUGAUGUUUGUGGGGAUUUUUUCCAAGCUCCAAAAUAUUGAAGCAAUAUUUCAACGUACACAGCUUCAGUAGUUAGGCUAAGUUUGGAAUUAGAGGGUCCAAAUUUCACAAAAUUAUAUGACAUCCCCAUAAAAAUAAGUUUUCACAAAAUUAUCUUAGGUUCACAUUGAAGAGAUUUUCACUAGCUUUUAGAAACCUACUUCACGGGUUCCAUAUAUUUAAAUUUCCCUGAAUAAAUCCAAUCAACCAUGAAAAAAUCCAUGAAUUGAAAGUUGAUUUUUGGCAGAUGUUCGCGCCUUGUUUGGCUUAUCGCAUCAACAUUGCUUUGUAUAAUUGCGGUCGUCAGUGCCCCCAUUAUGUGCUCGAUGCCGAUUAUUGGCCCGUAUAUUGGAUUUGACAUGCCGCCAAUUCGAUGUGAUGUGAGUUGAAACCCAUUGUUGCAAAACUAAUUUGAUUUCUAGGUCGAUUGUGAAGGUCUACUUUUUCUAAUGGCUAUCAAAACGGUUUUCUUGAUUAUUGCAAUUGCUGUUUUAUAUUGUAGAAAAGCGGCUGGCGAUUUACCAAGAUUGUGAGUUCAUGUUUAUUUGUUUUACUUUACUAGAUGCCAGAUUCUUUUCUUGAAGUGUAGAAUUACCAUGUUUAUGUUUUUGUUUUUUCCAGAUACUUUGCUCGAGCUGCGUUGACCUUCUUGACAAUGUUUAUAUUAAUAGCCUUCUGGAUGUUUUAUACUGUCCGGAUAUUUUUGGAGAAAUAUGAUAACUACAAGUACAUUGUGAGUUGAUUUUGGAACACGUGGAUUUUCAAAACAAAAAAAAAAUUACAGGUUUCCUACUCUACCUCACUUCUUGAUGCUUUACUCUGGACCCAUUAUUUAUCUGUAAUUUUAUUGGAAUUAAGAAGACUCCGAUCUCAAUUUUCUGUAACAAUCGUUCGUGAUCCGGAUGGUGAAAUGCAUACAAUGACAAUCGGUGCUGGAUCGAUUCAAGAAGCGGCGAUUGAAAUUUUGAAAUUCUACACAACCAAUUUCUCAUCCUAUAAUGUCUAUCUUGAUAAAGCUCGUCAAACUGCUGUUGCGAAACAAGGUGGUCUUCAGAAUCAAGCUGGAUUCAAAAUGUAUAAUAUUGAACAAUUUGGUGGGCAAGAAACUGUUAGUGAGGUGAAUACGAGAGCAUUGAUGGAGGCGGCGGCGAGAAGAAGAAUUGGUGGAUAUUCGGAAGUUAUGCAGGAGGAAAUGGAGUUUGAGAAACGUGUCAAGAAGCGGAAGUAUCGAUUGAUUGCUGCUGCUGAAGAUGCGUUUUCACAUGUUCAAAGUUUGACUGAUGGUGUUCAAAAGGUAAUUUUUCUAUGGGAGAAUUUGGGGCAAAAUGAGAAUCGGUCUUGAAAAGCUCAAAUAUUCGCUUUUCUCAAGAUUUUUAACAAUUUGUAAAGAAUUUUUAAAGUGAAAUAUUAAUUUUAAGGACCUAUUUUCCCAAAAAAUUCUAGAAAAACAUAGAAAUUUGAAUAUUUUCAGAAUGGUAUGCAAAGUCAAAUGGAUUCCUUAACAGCGGCUCAAAAUGUUUUCACUUGGAUUGUUCGACCUCUCACAAAAUAUCUGAAAACCACACGUUUGCAACCAAGACAUCCAUCAGAGGCUGUAACUCGUCAUAUUGAAAGGUAAAAUUUCCCAACUUCCCCAUUUAUCUAUUACCAACUUGAUAUUUUUUCAGAUGUCUCACAUUGAAAUUAUCGCAUCGAACAUUCCUCCAACGUUUCUUCAGUGAUAGAUUCCCGCAUCAAGCAAAUGUUUCGGAAUCAAAAUGGUCGCUGAUAUGCGAUGAAGCGGUUUCUUGUUCGAUUGAGCAUGGAACAACAUUAGUUCUCAAGUCAUAUAAUCAGGAUUUGGAUUGUGGUGUACAAUUGGUUUGCACUGUAUCAUCUCUUCCAUUCUUCAAUCUCACGGAACAAUCAAGAACAUCGACGAGUAAAUUCGCAUUGAGAAUUAGUAAUGAAUCAUCAGUUUGA